Molecule: messenger RNA, 1953 nt
Organism: Megalops cyprinoides (Indo-Pacific tarpon)
Lineage: Eukaryota; Metazoa; Chordata; Actinopteri; Elopiformes; Megalopidae
Product: protachykinin-1-like
Exons: 5
Coding region: 187-522 (111 amino acids)
Source: RefSeq, a predicted model, not a curated record
GUGGAGGAUCAGUACGAACCACAAAAGCUCACAAACACAACCACCUGAAAAGGCAGAAAAAACAUAUUUCGCAUGUUUUUCAGAACAAUUGUAAUUUAUUUAGAUAAUUACGGUUCGUUUAAAGUGCAAGGGUAACUAUUGGAAUUGUUAUCACUGCAAUAUACAGUAUCUUGCCACUGCGCCGCCAUGGAGAUCUGGAAGCUGCUGGUUUUAAUAGUUGCCCUUUUUGCGCUAGUGUAUUGCGCUCAUGGAUCAUCUCCGAAUUAUAACGAGGAAUACUGGCCGACAGAGGACUGGAAGGACGCGCCUUCGGAAAACACAUUGGGCAACCAAGUGACCAACCUCGUUAAGAGAUACAAAUCGCAACAGUUCUACGGGCUCAUGGGCAGACGCUCAGGGGUUCCACUGCCUGGAAGACUAGGUCGAAAGAGAAAUAAAGGAGAGGCAUUUGUUGGGCUCAUGGGAAGGAGGUCUUCAAGUGGAGAGCUGGAAGAUGAAUGGGACAAACCACAGUUUUACUGAAGACAUACUGUACAUUGCUGAUGCACAUAUAUUUAAUAGAAUAUUUAACAAUGCCUCCUGUUUCCCCUUUUCUGACUUCAUCUGUCAUGAACAAAAAGUCUCCAAAAUACUAUUGCAUACCUGUGAUUGUGUAUAUGACCAGGGAUCAGUUGUUAUUGAGGGAAGGACAACAGGAGGUAGCUCUGAAUUUCAACUCCUUUCAAUUCCUUCAUUUUGAACUUACAUUAUUCUCCAGAGAAUACAUACACUAAAAAUUGUAAAAAUCUAAGGAGCAAUGUUUCUAAUUCUCACCUCGCAUCUUGCUAUUGCCACUGUGAAAGUGUCUAAAUUUAUUUAAGAAAGCUUGGGUAAAGAAAAAGAAAAUGAUUAUUUUUUUCAUCUUAACAAUGUCUACUCCAUGAGACGUUUCCAGUUUUGAUUCCUACAGGGCUUUGUUUCAGCUCUGUUAGGGCAUUCAUUUACCCUCCACCAAAAUAUGUUAUUUAGCUAAAUCAUAUUCAUAUAGAAAUCAUUUCCUUCACUAUUGCCUGUAAGCAAAUAUUCAUAACAUUCAUUGGCUUUCUUGGUCGCUACAGACCGAGCAGUGUUAAGGUCCUACCGCUUCUCUUCCCUCCCCGCUUCGCUCACCCUUAUCACCGGUGGCCUAACAGCACACCACUAAUCAAAUUACGGAGCCUGCACACAAUUUUAGAAAUCACAUGCAUCCUUUUCAUUCCAUCCUUGUACCUAUACAGCUUCAGUCUAAGGUUUUAUUAUGUUGUACAGUAGGUUUAGGUUAAAAUGUUUCAAAGGCCUUUUUUUUCCCUAAUAGUAGUUUUGCUGCACUUGAUUAUCUAAUGAGAAAAUACAACAUACCAAUUUUGCAUGUAGAAAUGUUCAAUGUUAAGAGAAAAUAUCCAUAAACUAUGUUUAUAAUGUGUAUAAUCUUAACUGUCUUUUUGUAUAAGUGAAAUGAAGGAUACACUAUCCUGUAAAAAGUCACAGGACGCAGGUAAUCACAAAUAAAAAAUGCAUUUAUUCCAAGAAAAUGAAUGUCAUGUUGUGUAGCAGAAGACUGUCUACUAAUUUGUAAUAGAAGGCUGGUGGUGUUGUGUUUAACUUCUGCAUUAAAGUAUUAGCAAGCUCCACAACUGAAGAUGGCCAUCUUGGCCUUGCUCUAAUUCAAUGUUCCAGUUCAUACCCAAGGAUGUUGUGAUCAGGUCGGUGCUCUGUGCUGGCUAUUGCCAUGUUCCAAUGUUAUUUUUAUUUCAGAGACUUUUUAAAAUAUAUAAGAUGAAAAACCCAACCCAAAAUUACUACCAUUUCUGGCAUUAACCCUGAAGAUGUUGGUCGCCACACAUCUGAUGCCUUUGCAUAUCUAUCAUUGUUAGUCUGCUGCCCCUACAUUCCAAUCUCAGUGGCUAAGAUUAAACCGUAAUGAAUCUCAAGCAA